GUUGACAUUAGGGUUUGGAGUUGCAUGCAAAGGUGGUUAAUAGAUUGGAAGAUGAAUAAAGACGGCACUGCUGAAAAGUGGUUAAUAGAUUGGAAGAUGAAUAAAGACGGCACUGCUGAAAAGUGGUUAAUAGAUUGGAAGAUGAAUAAAGACGGCACUGCUGAAAAGGUAAAGUUGAGAAAAGAAUUACACAUACAUGAUGAUGAAAAGGUAAAGUUGAGAAAAGAAUUACACAUACAUGAUGAUAUUGCGUUUUCCAUUCUAUCAAAAUUGUGUAUUAAAUCUUUGAAGCGAUUUGAAUGUGUUUGCAAAUCAUGGUCCCUCUUAUUUGAUAAUCCUGAUUUCAUGACUAUGUAUCGCAAUUUUUUCUUAAAAAAGGAACAUCCUUAUUACGACGAUACAUCUUUUCUGCUCUAUGGCAAGUUAACUCGUUCGGAAAUUUUCUAUCUAGAUGAAUCAUUUGAAUUGUGGUCUGUUUCUGGAGAUAAGUUUGAGAAUAGGGUCAAAUUACUUUGGCCAUGUACUCCCAGUUAUGAUAGUUUAGAAUACUUAUAUUCCGGUCCGGAUUAUGACAUUAUCGGCUCAGGUAGUGUUAAUGGGAUCGUUUGUCUAUGGAGGGUAUUUGCAUUAUACUGCCCCAUGAAAAUUUUUGUAUUAUGGAAUCCAUCUACUCGAAAGUUUAAGCUUGUGAAAUGUAGCAGGUUGUGUAAUAUUUCUUCUGUUAGUUACAGUGCAUUUGGUUAUGACAGUGGCAGAAACGACUAUAAAGUGUUGUGUCUGAGAGAACAAGUUGAAGGCACUUAUAUUAGUAACGAUUAUACAUGGGAGAUAUAUAGUCUAAGGACCGACUCUUGGAGAAUAGUUGAUCUCCCUUUGCAUCACAUUUCUAAGAAUUGUUGCCAACAGUUGAACAUGGAUGGACUCUCUCAUUGGAUGUGUGAAAGUGUAACACAUAAUGAAAUAUAUAUCUUGUCAUUUGACUGGAGAAAUGAGGUUUUCAUUACAACACAAAUAGAUGACAACUUUGAUUUUCAAUUACUACCCACACACUUGGUGCUAUUGAAUGGGUCUAUUGCUUUGAUCUUAAAUUUACCAAACACAACUACAUUUCACAUUUUAGUUUUGGGUGAACUUACUAUUAAAAAAUCAUGGACUAAAAUGUUUAUUGUACAAGAACCCAUCCCUUUCCAUGUGAAUCUCAUCGGAGCAGGAAAGAAUGGUGAUAUGGUGUUCAAAAAAGACGACGGUGGACUCAUUUCCUUCAAUUUAACUACCCAAAUGAUUGAGGAACUUGGCAUUACAGCAAAUGGACUUUGUAAGAUCAUAAUUCAUAGAGAAAACCUUAAUUAUUCCGUUCGAAUGAAAAAGUAUUCAACCAAGUGGUAAGAAUCUUACCUUGUACCUAAGUGGCUUAUCUAUUGCACACAUAUUUCAUAAUUAUUAUCAAAUUUCUUAUUUCUUUAUAAUCUAAAGAGCAACAUGUUUCUAUGUAAAUUUCAUUACUUUCUACGUGCACUUUAUAAACCA
Molecule: messenger RNA, 1527 nt
Organism: Vicia villosa (hairy vetch)
Lineage: Eukaryota; Viridiplantae; Streptophyta; Magnoliopsida; Fabales; Fabaceae
Product: F-box/kelch-repeat protein At3g06240-like
Exons: 1
Coding region: 25-1386 (453 amino acids)
Molecular function (GO): protein binding
Source: RefSeq, a predicted model, not a curated record